Molecule: messenger RNA, 2668 nt
Organism: Egretta garzetta (little egret)
Lineage: Eukaryota; Metazoa; Chordata; Aves; Pelecaniformes; Ardeidae
Gene: XYLT1
Product: xylosyltransferase 1
Exons: 13
Biological process (GO): heparan sulfate proteoglycan biosynthetic process; chondroitin sulfate proteoglycan biosynthetic process
Cellular component (GO): membrane
Molecular function (GO): protein xylosyltransferase activity
Source: RefSeq, a predicted model, not a curated record
AUGCAGACCACGCUGAUUGAACCUCCUAGUCCCUACACCAGCUUGGAGACUCAGGAUGGCUAUUUUUCCCACCGACCGAAAGAGAAAAUGCGAACAGACAGCAAUAAUGAAAAUUCAGUCCCCAAGGACUUUGAAAAUAUUGAUAACAGUAACUUUGCUCCCAGGACUCAGAGGCAAAAACACCAGUCUGAACUGGUGAAAAAACCCCUUAGCAAGCAAAAGGAGCAUUUGAGAAAGAAACUGGAAGAGGAGAAAAUGAAGGAGAACUUGCUGCUGGGGAAGAACUCCAAUGAGGUGGUGCAAUUCAGUGAUCACCCGAGAAAAAACAGCAGCAGCAGCAACAACAGCGAUCUGAAGGAGAUUCACAGGUCUCCCAAACAGCAUCAUUUAAAAAAAAAUGGAAACAGCUCCCCUGAACUGAGAUACGACCAACCACCAAAGUGUGAGGUAACGGGCAAAGAGGCAAUCUCAGCCAUGUCCCGGUCUAAGUCUAAGCAGUGUCGGCAGGAGAUCGCAGAGGUGUACUGUCAGCACAAGCAUGGAAAGCUGAUGCCGGAGAAGGUGACGCGUCUCUGUACGCUGGAGGGAAAAGCCAACAACAAUGUACAGUGGGAUGAGGACUCCGUAGAAUACAUGCCAGCCAACCCAGUCAGGAUCGCAUUUGUCUUGGUUGUUCAUGGCAGAGCUUCUCGGCAGCUUCAACGCAUGUUUAAGGCUAUUUACCAUAAAGACCAUUUUUAUUACAUUCAUGUUGACAAGCGAUCCAAUUACUUGCACCGGCAAGUGCUCCAGUUUGCCAACCAGUACCCAAAUGUGAGAGUCACUUCUUGGAGAAUGGCAACUAUCUGGGGAGGAGCAAGUCUUCUGUCCACCUACCUGCAGGCCAUGAGGGACUUAAUGGAGAUGAAUGACUGGCCAUGGGAUUUCUUCAUUAACCUCAGUGCGGCCGACUACCCAAUCAGGACAAAUGACCAGCUAGUAGCAUUCCUGUCCAGAUACCGUGAUAUGAACUUCUUGAAAUCACACGGGAGGGACAACGCAAGAUUUAUCAGAAAACAAGGACUGGAUCGGCUUUUCCUGGAAUGCGAUACCCACAUGUGGCGCCUGGGGGACCGGAGGAUCCCAGAAGGAAUCGCAGUCGAUGGAGGGUCGGACUGGUUUCUCCUGAACAGGAAGUUUGUGGAGUAUGUCACUUUUUCUAAUGAUGAUCUGNCAACUAGCAUGCGGCAGUAUUACUGAUCUGUUCUGUCUUUCUUGCAGUCCUUCUUCCACACUGUUCUGGAAAAUAGCCCAUACUGUGACUCCAUGGUGGACAACAACUUACGUAUCACAAACUGGAACCGUAAACUUGGUUGCAAGUGUCAGUACAAGCACAUUGUUGACUGGUGUGGCUGUUCGCCUAAUGACUUCAAACCAGCAGACUUCCACCGAUUCCAGCAGACUGCCAGGCCAACUUUCUUUGCCCGCAAAUUUGAAGCUGUAGUUAAUCAAGAGAUAAUUGGCCAGUUGGACUACUACUUGUAUGGCAACUACCCCUCUGGCACACCUGGCCUCCGGUCGUACUGGGAGAACGUGUAUGAUGAGCCUGAUGGCGUGCACACCCUCAGCGACGUCGCCCUCACCAUGUACCAUGCAUUUGCCCGCUUGGGCCUGCGGAGAGCUGAGACAUCGUUCCAUGCUGCUGGAGACAACAGCUGCCGAUACUACCCCAUGGGCCAUCCAGUUUCCGUCCACCUUUACUUCCUUGCUGACCGUUUCCAAGGCUUCCUAAUCAGACACCACGCAACCAAUCUGGCUGUCAGUAAACUAGAAACUUUGGAAACGUGGGUGAUGCCAAAGAAAGUCUUUAAGAUCGCAAGCCCACCAAGCGAUUUUGGAAGGUUACAGUUCUCAGAGAUUGGCACUGAAUGGGACGCCAAGGAAAGGCUUUUCCGGAAUUUUGGAGGACUUCUUGGGCCAACAGAUGAGCCAGUUGGAAUGCAGAAAUGGGGAAAAGGCCCCAAUGUCACCGUUACUGUCAUUUGGGUGGAUCCUGUUAAUGUAAUUGCAGCAACAUACGAUAUUCUUAUUGAAUCCAGUGCCGAGUUUACUCACUACAAACCACCUCUGAAUUUGCCACUGCGACCUGGUGUCUGGACAAUAAAAAUUCUGCACCACUGGGUACAAGUAGCUGAAACCAAAUUCCUUGUUACUCCUCUCACCUUCUCUAAUCGGCAGCCUAUCAAACAAGAGGAAGCCAUGAAGUAUCACAGUGGGCCUCCAAAGAAUGCGUACAUGGAGCAAAGCUUCCAGGGCUUGAACCCCGUCCUGAAUAUCCCCAUUAGUGCCGCCCGCGUGGACCAGGCCAAGAGGAACGCAGGGCUCGUGGGCUCCCGGCUGGAAGCCUGGGUGGACUCUCUGGUCAGCAGCGUCUGGUCAGCCGUGGACAUCUGCAGCACCGGCCCCACCGCCUGCCCGGUCAUGCAGGGCUGCGCUCAGACAGCCUGGAGCUCCCUGAGCCCGGACCCCAAAUCUGAGCUGGGCCCCGUCAAACCCGACGGUCGCUUGAGGUAGCAUCUGGUACGCUCUCCUCCGGCAUAGGUUUUUAAAAGGGAAUUUAACCUUGCUCAUAUGUGAAUCUUGCACCACAUUUCAGAAACCUAAGGGAACAUUAUACUUUUUUGUUACU